GUCUACUACAACCGUUGGAAAGAGCAGGGGGCGGGACCUGCUGGCAGCGUAUCCCCUGUUUGGACCAGUAGGAUUCGUCGGAGUGGGUUGAUGGACAGGCACCGCCCCCGCAGGAGGCCCCGCCUCCUGUGACAGUGUUUGAUUCUGUUUUUAGAGUCGCGGCAGCAGCAGUGUCACAUGUUGUUUUUCUCCAGGAUCUGAUCAUCUCUCGCUCCGCUCACACAGCCACAGAUCCUCCAGCCUACAGCGGACACUCACGCACACGUCAGCGUCCGCGAUGGAUUCGAAUUUCAAACGGUUUCACUUUUUUUUUAUCUGCUUGUUUUGAAUUUUUAAAUUCAGUUUUUUCUGAAGCUUGCCGCUGGUAAAUACUUUGUGUUUUAGCGUUUUGCAUAGAGUGUGUGAGAAAUGGCCAGUCCUGUGGCGGCAGGAGGGGGACACCUGUUAUCCAACGGUAUGAGCGUUGUCAAGAAGUGCGGCUACCUGAGGAAGCAGAAACACGGACACAGGCGCUUCUUCGUGCUGCGGGAGGCGAGCGAGCGCUGCCCCGCCAGCCUGGAAUAUUAUGAAAGCGAGAAGAAAUGGAAAAAUAAGUCCGCCGCCAAGCGGGUGAUAACUUUGGACUCGUGUCUCUGCGUAAAUAAACGCGCCGACGCCAAACACAAGCACCUCAUCGCCCUCUACACCAAGGACGAGUACUUCGCUGUGGCUGCAGACAACGAACAGGAGCAGGAGGGCUGGUACAAGGUCUUAACUGAGCUGAUCUCCGAGGGCAAAGUGUACGACAGCCCCACGUCCACCUCGUCUUUGGUGGGCUUUGAAGAGGCCAGUUACGGACUCAUCUCUCCCACAACUGCAGCGUAUAAGGAGGUGUGGCAGGUCAACAUGAAAGCCAAAGGCCUGGGUCAGAUCAAGAACCUGACUGGAGUCUACAGGCUGUGUUUGUCCAGCCGGACCCUCAGCUUCGUCAAACUGAACUCUGAAACGGCAGCUGUCACUUUGCAGCUCAUGAACAUCCGGAGAUGUGGUCACUCAGACAACUUCUUCUUCAUGGAAGUCGGCAGGUCAGCGGUGACCGGGCCCGGGGAGUUCUGGAUGCAGGCCGAGGACUCCGUGGUGGCCCAGAACAUCCAUGAAACCAUCCUUGAGGCCAUGAAGGCCAUGAAGGAGCUCUCGGAGUUCAGGCCGCGCAGCAAAAGCCAAUCAGCGAGCACUAAUCCCAUCUCUGUGCCCACACGACGCAACCUCAACAACCCCCCACCCAGUCAGACGGGCCUGGUCAGGAGGUCCAGAACGGAGAGCAUGGCAGCCUCGUCUCCGGUGAGAAAGUUCACGUCCUGCCGCAUAAGAACAGCCAGUGAGGGUGAUGGUGUUGUGUCCCGGCCCUUGUCCAUGUCCAUACCUGUGAAUGGGAGUCCCAGCAGCCUACAGUCUGGGAACCACCUGAGCAGGUCUCACACCCUCAGCAGUGGACGCACCUGCAGAAUGCUCGAGUCCAACCUGCAUCACAGUCGCUCCAUGACAAUGUCCCACUCUCCACCAGCUGCAUCCAGCCCUAUCAGCAUGUCCCCCAGAGGGGGCGCCAGUAUCUCCACUCCUGACAAAACCAGGCGGCCAUUCAGCUGCAGUGCCUCCAUCUCUGGCUCUCUCAGUGACACCAGCUUCAUACUGUGUGGUGACUACAGCUCCAGUCCAUGUGAUCAAAGAUUCCUCCCACUGACGCGCAGCGACACGCCCGAGUCUCUGUCCAGUACACCGCCGUCACGGGACGUCAACGACCCUUAUGGCUACAUGAUAAUGGAAGGUACGAGUGGGAGGUCACGUGGUGGAGGUGACGCUCACGUAUUUGACAAGGCAUUCAGGAAGAGAACACACUCCCUCACUACGCCCCGUCAGCAGAGGGUGGUGACCCCUCUGUCCUCCGCCUCCCUGGACGACUACACUCUGAUGAGGUUGGCCCACGGACAGAACUGUCACUCUGCCUCACCCAAAGUGUCCUACCCCGAGGACUACGGAGACAUUGAAAUCGGUUCAUCCAGGAGCUCCAGCAGUAACCUUGCUGACGAAGGCUACAUGCCGAUGACUCCAGGUGUUGCACCACAGUCUGGAAAGGCAGAAAACUACGUUCCCAUGAGCCCCAUGUGUGUCUCAGCACCUAAGCAGAUUGUCAAUCCCAGGCUUCACUCUCAGGCUGCUGUCAGCGGGGGCUUCAAAACCAACUCCCCCUGCUGCAAUUCUCUGGAAGACAAUGGCUACAUGAGAAUGUGGUGCAGCUCCAAGUCCUCCAUGGAGAGUCCAGACAGGCAAGGUGAAUACAUGAACAUGUCACCUGGAAACCCAGCACCCCUGCAGACUCCCCCCGACUUCUACCUGGGGCUGCUGGCCGGUGAAAGUGCGAGGUCGUCUAACCAGGCCGCUGCCGUCACACUACCGUCAAAGUUCCAGGCCUCAAACAACGAAGAAAACAACCAGUAUGUGUUGAUGAGCCCCCAGAGUUUGAGACCGAAGUCUGGAGAGUCCGAUUAUUACUCAGUGAUGCAGCCCAGUGCAGGCCACACGGCACAGACCAGCCCAUCAGCACCCUCUCCUGUCAGGCACAACCGAGCAGAGGCUCUGUCCUACAGAGGGAGGCUGGGGCGCCCCAACAGGUUAUCCCUGGACACCCUGAGGAUGCUCCCCAGCAUGAACGAACACCCUCUGCCCGGAGAGCCCCGGAGCCCCGGGGAGUACAUCAACAUUGACUUCAGCAGCACCAGAUUCUCGGCGCCCCCUGCAGCGUCCACAGAGAGCCAGCCCUCAUCCCUUGGCUCCUGUGGCGAAGGCCCCGGCAGCUCUUCUCUGACAGACUACACAAACCUGGAGCUGGGCUCACACUCACCAAAGGAGGCUGACACUCCUGCUGAGCAUCUGGACACGCUCCAAGUGUUGUCCAUGUGUCCCUGUUCAGAGGAGGAGGAGGCUGCUUACCAUCCAGCCAGUGUGAAGGUGGCUCAGAAGCUAGACAAGGUGGUGAAAAGUGACUACACGGAGAUGACCUUUAGUAUGACCAGCUCCCCUCCACAGUUGGUCCCUCACAGCACGGCCAGCAAGGCCAGCAGAAUGAGGGCACUCUCUGUGGAAGACCAGUCCAGUCCAGAACACAUGGGGGUUUUUCUGCACGGGGCUACAUCAUCUGUAGACCCCGAUCGCUCCGUCAAGGUGAUUCGGGCCAAUCCACAGGGGCGUCGGCGCCACAGCUCAGAAACCUUUUCCUCCACUGCCACUGUGGCACCGGUCUUACCCUCCUUCGCUCAUGGUGAAACAGUGAAGAGGCCCAGUUCGGUGGAGAACCUCUCCUCCCGCAGCAGUGAAGGCUCAGACGAAGAGUACGGGAGCCCGGUGACACGCCGGGGCUCGGCCGGUUACCCCAGCGGGCUGAACUACAUCGCUGUGAACCUGGAUGUGAAGAAAUGUGAUGACCUAGUUGGCUUCAAACCCACAGGCAGCUGCAAAGGAGAUAUUACUGGAUUACACAGCACUCCAUAUGUCUGUUUGGGUUUUAAAGAGGCGGCCACUACUGCUAAAGACUGAGAGGUUUCUUCGCCCUCUGACUUUGGCCUCUUCACCUCUUCAUCCUCUUCACCCUCAACAGGCUUCUACAGACAGUCAGGACUGCUGUCAGCCUAUGUCCCCCCCCCGUGGACGCACAUGGACACGAACAGCAUACAAGCAUGUCACCAUCUAUGCAUGACAUUAGUCUGCUUCAGUAAGGACAGGUGUGCCGGUGACUCAGCAAGUGUGUGUGUGCGCACGUGUGUGUCCUGUUCCCAAACCUUUCAGAGGCCAUUUCUCCUGUGACCCAACUUUGGCACAAGCACAGAAUCAAAGAUAGUCAUUUAAUGGCAAACAAUCUUAUCCACAAACGGAAUCAUUCAUUGUGGUAGUUUUAUGAAAAACCUGUGAGUAUAUGUGUGUGUGUGUGUGU
Messenger RNA from Cynoglossus semilaevis (tongue sole), 3964 nucleotides. RefSeq names its product insulin receptor substrate 2-like. Gene Ontology annotation, cellular component: cytosol; plasma membrane. NCBI's taxonomy places the organism in Eukaryota, Metazoa, Chordata, Actinopteri, Pleuronectiformes, Cynoglossidae. The transcript has 3 exons. Gene Ontology annotation, molecular function: phosphatidylinositol 3-kinase binding; insulin receptor binding. The record is from RefSeq and is a predicted model, not a curated record. Gene Ontology annotation, biological process: insulin receptor signaling pathway. The coding region runs from base 409 to 3570 and encodes 1053 amino acids.